AUACAAUAUAAAUUUUAUAUGUUUUGGAUAUAUUUUAUAACAAGGUAAAAGUUACGUUUAUUCUCAACUACCAAAGUUUACACGAGUGAUAUGAUCAUAUGAUUAAGUGGAGAAGAAACGUAUUGAGAGUAAUAGAAAGGAAAAAAAAAUUGAGAGGCAGAAAAUAUAGAUAUUUUCCAAUAGUAAUAAUAGUGGUAGUAUGAUAUGGGGAAUGUUUUUUAUAUUAAGACAAAAAAAACUAGUCGAUCUACAGUCCUUUAACUAAUUAAGACAAAAUAUGUUUUUUACAUCAAACAUUUUUUAUUUUUGUAGUAGAGAAAUUGUAGAUAGAUAUAUAUUUAUGCUAAAUUGUGCAUAGUGUCGACACCGUAACAAAGAAAUACACGAAAUGAUAAAACAAAAAUAUUAUGACUCACACCAAUUAAAUCUUAAGAGAUAAAAAAUGAUAAAAUAGUUCAAUAGUAGUAAAACAAAUUGCACUAAACGCAAUUUAUGUUCGUGUAUUUUGAUUAUGAAUUUGGUUAGACCAAGACCAAAACAUUUCUUUCCCCGAUAGACUGAAUUAAAACUUUGGCAUUGGUCCUAGUUCCUAAGUGAACGUUGCGAAUAUAAAGUUCUACAGUCAACAUCAAUCACGCCUUGUAGUUGUAGAUAGAUUCUUCGCAUUUACACCUUAAGAGCCGAUCAGCAAACGGCAAAAUUGUCGUCGUUUUUACCACAAGACCAUUAAAUGCCCUACGUACGCCUAUAAAUCUAAAGCUCAAAGCACCCAUAAGUCUACAAAUCCAAAGAAAAAACCAUAAUUUCUAAGAAAGCUAAGGAAGCAGAGCGAGAGAUAACUAAUGCCCGAGAAUGAAGAAGUGAAGCUUUUGGGGCUAUGGGCGAGCCCUUUUAGCCGUCGGAUCGAGAUGGCUCUCAAACUCAAAGGUAUAAAGUACGAUUACGUGGAAGAGAACUUGGCGAACAAAAGCUCUUUGCUUCUUGCUCUAAACCCUAUUCACAAGAAGGUGCCUGUUCUUGUUCAUAAUGGUAAAACUAUUCUUGAGUCUCAUGUGAUUCUUGAAUACAUCGAUGAGACUUGGCCACAUAAUCCAAUUCUCCCUCAAGAUCCUUACGAAAGAUCCAAAGCUCGGUUCUUUGCUAAACUCAUUAAUAUUAGGGGUUUUUUAAAUGUUGGUUUUGUAUCAAUGGCGAAAGCGGAUGAGAAAGGAAGAGAUGUUUUGGCUGAGCAGGCAAGAGAACUGAUUAUGUAUCUUGAGAAAGAACUUGUCGGAAAAGAUUACUUCGGAGGCAAGAGUGUCGGAUUCUUGGAUUUGGUCGCCGGAAGUCUGAUACCGUUUUGUUUGGAGAGAGGUUGGGAAGGAAUAGGACUGGAAGUGACCACAGAAGAGAAGUUUCCAGAAUACAAGAGAUGGGUCAAGAAUCUUGAGAAGGUUGAGAUUGUGAGAGAUUGUAUUCCACCGAGAAAGGAACAUGUUGAACACAUGAACAAUGUGACACAGAGAGUAAGAUCUUCUUAAGGAAACAAAUAAUCUUUCUAUGUCCUUGAUCAUCCGAGUGUUGUACUUUG
Messenger RNA from Capsella rubella, 1570 nucleotides. RefSeq names its product glutathione S-transferase U5. Lineage: Eukaryota; Viridiplantae; Streptophyta; Magnoliopsida; Brassicales; Brassicaceae. Bases 843 to 1520 code for a protein of 225 amino acids. Gene Ontology annotation, molecular function: glutathione transferase activity. Gene Ontology annotation, cellular component: cytoplasm. Gene Ontology annotation, biological process: glutathione metabolic process. The record is from RefSeq and is a predicted model, not a curated record. The transcript is spliced from 2 exons.